Messenger RNA from Nannizzia gypsea CBS 118893, 2484 nucleotides. RefSeq lists its product as hypothetical. Bases 1 to 2484 code for a protein of 827 amino acids. The transcript is spliced from 6 exons. Lineage: Eukaryota; Fungi; Ascomycota; Eurotiomycetes; Onygenales; Arthrodermataceae. The record is from RefSeq and is a predicted model, not a curated record.
AUGGCUCCCGCAGCGCGUGCAACACGAGCAACAAAGAGUCAGAGAGGCAGCAGUUCAAAGCCAGCAGGCACGAACAACACAACGACUAACGAAGAUACCGUCAAGGAACUACCAGGAGAUGGAAUGAGCUGGUAUCUUAGAUCUUGGCCCACUCAGUCAAAGGCGGCGGCCGUUACCGAGGUCGCCCGUGAGAGCAUAUCAGCGGCUAGUUCAGCGGCUUCUCAACGCUCACGAUCAUCCUCAUCUUUACGAAGCACAGCCAAAUCCUCCCGACCUCCCUCGAUCCAGUUGACGAAAAAGGGCGGAGCAUCUGCUAGGUCGCUCCCAGCCGACGUUGCCACAACAAAAGUGAACAUUGCAUCAACAGGGGCCUUGCCUAUGCCAAUCGUCUCGAGUGAUAUUGUUAGGAAUGUCCAUAGUGGUUUAAAACCGUCCGACGUUACGAAUAAAACGGAUGGCGAGCUAAAGAAGGACGAGGAAUCACAGGAAGCAGACGCGAGUGAGCAAAAGAAGGACUCAUCGAAUGCACCAUCGGAAACAGUUGAACUACCACCGAAAGAUGCACAUAACGAACCCCCGCGCUCAACAGGUUGGUUCGAGUGGCUCUCAAUGGCAAAGACUACAAAUGAACCCACUGAACCUACUCAGCAACCAUCUGACCCUGCUGUUGUGAAGGAGGAAGAGGUUGGGUCGUCUACACCGAAGAUUGAAACUGAAGAAACAUCCAGUUCAACCAAUCACGAUAUCAACAAACAUGAUAGCUCGGCACUCAAAGAAACACAAAUUUUACAAUCAAGGUCAUGGUUUCAAUUAUGGGGAGGAUCUACUUCAAGCCUUCAAGCAAAACCUCUUGAAUCGAUCACGAAUCCCGAAGGCGUGGAGAACACCACCGCUACAUCACAAUCUAAUCAACCGGGAGAAACUAUCAACUCGACACAACCAGAAGAUGCAAGUGAUAAAAAUCAACCAGCCGAAGAAACCACCCAUAAACGUGCAGAAUCUGCCUCUGGAUGGCUCUUUUGGCCAAGACAACAGGUAGACGCAGGGUCUGUUGCUAAGAACGGAGAACAUGCAGCAGAGAACGUGCCAUCCGAUGGAAACACCAAGGAACAAGUGGCGGGUUCCUCGGUGGCCGCAGAGGUACAAAAUAUCCCGGCAUCCAAGAACUCUCGUGUCAAAUCAUCUACGGCUACUCCCCCAGCCGCAACUCCCCCCGAACCCUCUUCGCAAACCGUUCCCAAAGAACCGCCACUCCAACCGGCAAAUGUUCCUGUAACUCCGCCAACGAAGAAAGGGGAGCGUACGCCGCCAAAUCAAGUUCUCCCGUCCUUCCAAACGAGUUUUCCCGUCGAGAGUAGGCCUGGUUUCAUUGAGCAGCUCAGCCGUCUACUUUACAAGAAGGGAUCGGAACCGAGACACGUCUUACGCAGCCACACCACCCCGCAGAUUAAAAAAGCCAUUGCAAUCGGUAUCCAUGGGGUAUUGGGCCAACCGACAGGAACCUCCGUUAAGUUUGCCUCUAUGGCCGCCAGAGCGAUUGAAGAAUGGGCCGAUGAAAACAACUCACCCUGCCACAUCGAAAAGAUUGCCCUCGAGGGCGAAGGCCGCAUUUCCGAGCGGGUCGACUUGCUCUGGAAACUACUUCUCAACUGGAUUGAGCAUAUUCGGGAGGCUGACUUUGUGCUGGUCUCUUGCCACAGCCAAGGUGUCCCGGUUGCAACUAUGCUGGUCUCGAAGCUAAUAGCCUUCGGCUGUGUGAGCAGCGCGCGGAUCGGCAUAUGCGCAAUGGCAGGUAUCAACCUAGGGCCAUUCGCUGACUAUAGGUCCCGUUGGAUCAGCGGGUCAGCCGGAGAGUUGUUUGAUUUUACGGACACUGAAAGCAAGGUCUCGAAAGAUUACCGCACGGCUUUGAAGGCUGUUCUUGAUUUUGGGGUAAAGGUUACUUACGUUGGAAGUAUAGACGAUCAACUUGUAUCUAUGGAGUCAUCUACAUUCACAACCGUCUCACACCCUCAUAUUUACCGUGCCGUAUUUGUCGACGGACGGGUGCAUGCUCCCAGCUUUCUUUCGCAUCUGGUUGGCUUCACUAUGAAACUGCGUAACCUAGGAGUCUCCGACCACGGCCUAAUUCGAGAACUCAGUUCUCCUCUUGCUGGGAGUUUAUACACCGGAGAAGGUCACUCCCGCCUCUACGAAGACAAGAACGUCUACAAACUAGCAAUAAGGUUUGCCUUGGAAACGACUGUGGUCAACAACACAGCCGUCCAGUUUCAUAAGAUGAUUGCGCCCACGGCGUCGACGUCAACUGCGAACCCGUACAUACUUCCGUUUGCGAUGCGCGGAGUGCUCGAAGAAGAAUACGUUCGGCAGGAAUUGUCGGACGAAACCACGGAGCUGUUGAAACAGUUUGAGGACUGGAAGCCGUCCACAAAAACAUUAAAAGACGUCAAGUUCCGUUUAGAGGGGAUACGGUCUAAACUUUGA